ACUCGCGUUGUCGAUGGCGUUUUCAGGAGCCUUGACGCUCACCGACCUCAAUGACUUCAUAACGCCAUCACAAGCCUGCAUCAAACCCGUAGAGCAGACGAACAAACCAGAACCUCAGGAUGCGGGCGCGGCUGCUACCCAAAUCCAAGUCGAUUCGAGCGGGUCCUACUACGAAGUCUCGACGAACGCACCUACCGCGGGACAGACAGCCGGGAAGCAGAAGCUGACCACAGCAGAGAUCAGUCUGAAUGAUUGUCUCGCGUGCAGCGGCUGCAUUACCUCUGCGGAGUCUGUCCUCAUUACCAUGCAAUCCCAUGCCGAGGUUCUGAAUGUUCUGGAGAACAACCCACCCCAUUCAUCUCCUGAUCACAAGGUCCCUGUUAUUUCAAUCGCGCCCCAAUGCCUGGCAUCCCUCGCUGCUUCCAUUUCCUCCAGCUCUUCACAGAAUGUUAGCCUUCUCCAAGUCCUUAGGCGCGUAAGUGCGUUCUGCAAGGAGGUGCUCGGCUUCGCCCACGUCUUUGACACUACGUUCGCCCGUCACAUAACCCUCUUGGAGCACGCGAAGGAGUUCACCGAGCGGAAGAACGGAGAAGGGAAGCUUCCAAUGCUUGCAAGCGCAUGUCCAGGCUGGGUAUGCUACGCCGAGAAGACGCACGCCGAGAUGCUGCCAUUCAUCAGCCGGACGAAGAGCCCACAGCAGGUCAUGGGGACACUCGUGAAGGAAUGGUCCGGAGCAAAGUGGGGAAAAACGCCUGAUCAGAUCUACCACGUCACGGUGAUGCCAUGCUACGAUAAGAAGCUCGAAGCUUCGCGGCAGGACUUCUACAACGAAGCGUACGCGACACGCGAUGUUGACUGCGUGAUCACUACGGGCGAGCUACAGCUCCUGAUGCAAGAGAAAGGCUGGGAUCUAUCCAUUCCUGUAUCAGACGAGAACGUGCCCCGUCUCACGUCGUUUUCUCGCGGUGCUAUGUUCGGGACCGUGGAUGAUCAACGUUCGGAUCCAGGGAUGUUAUCCGCGGAUCUCGCGUUCCCGGAGCUGCUCAUGCACCCUGGCACGAGCUCUGGAUCGUACCUUCAUUCAAUCAUUUCCACCCUCACCUCGUCGUCUUCAAACCCCGAUGUAUUCGAGGUGACAACGAAGACGGUACGCACGGCGGACUACGAGGAGUACACGGUCACGAAUCGGGAGACUGGCCAAGUCGUCUUCCGCGGGGCGAAGUGCUACGGUUUCCGCAACCUGCAGAACGUUGUUCGCAAGGUUGGGCGUGACAGUGGUGUCCAAGUCGGCAGAGGAGCAGCCGGCAGGCUGGCCGGUCUGCGUGCACGUGGACGGGCCGUACGGAAGGAUGCGGCCGGUAGCGCAGCGCAGGAGGACAGGGGCUAUGACUACGUCGAGGUCAUGGCGUGUCCGAGCGGAUGUGUGAAUGGAGGAGGGCAGCUGCGCGCCGUGCAACCUGCGAAGGACGCCGACGAAGAGGGCUUUUCGCGAAAUUGGUCAGAGGCAGGUGUCAAGUUCGACGCCGAUGAAACGCUACCUGCAGCACCUGUCGGCCCUAAGUGGGGAGAUCGGGAAUGGACGAAGAAGGUCGAGGCGGCGUACUGGAGGACGCUUCCGACACCUCCUCCCACCCCACCUGUCGACGGCUCUCCAGCGAGCAUCAGUUCAGCAUUCGAAGCGGCCGAUCAGCUCGCGGGUCGAAUCCUUGCAGAACUCACGAAGCCGGUCGAACCAACGGGGGGGCCGGUCGGGUGGUCCACGAAACUGGAUGGGGACGCAGAGGCCAGACGACAGCGGCUGUUCCGCACCCAGUAUAGGGCAGUGGAGAGCGAGGUUGUUGGGCUGGCUGUCAAGUGGUAAUAGACGUCUGCUAUGUUUGUUCAUUUCGUGCUGCAUUUACUAGUAUAAUUUCUAUGGAGGUCGUACCUUGACGAUAUGUCUACGUAUACAUCUUCUCACGGCUUCCAUGUACAACUGGUGAACGAUGCGGUGUAAAAUCUGUGUCAGGGCAGAUAACAAGGCGAUGAUACGAUACACCGAAUACAAUGGAAGAUACACAAGCGUCCCAGAGACGAACGUUGAGGACAUAAAUGGCAUAAAUCAUAUGGUCAUGGUCAUAAGGGCAUAUAUGAGGCAUAGGGUGGACAAGGAUACAACAACGGAGACAUCGAGAUGAUUGUACAGUAAGGGACGAAAUCAGAGCUACAAGAUGCUAGAAUGAUGUUGAGAGAAGAACUCAAGUCUGCGGCAAGAUAUAAUAAUUCAACAAGCAAAGAGACCCAAGAGGGAGACAGAAACUCAUACUGAUGACCUACGCAAUGUGGAAGCGGCGUGAAAGGCUCACUCAGGAAGUCCGGGGCGGGCAGUCGGCCGCCAGUGAACGGUAGAAGGGCCACUGCGGGGUCCGAGCCUGUUCUUCGCCGAUGCAUCCUUCUUAGAGCCAAAUGGAUUCCAGCGCUUGAGAUUGCCUAAGAUUCCCGGCUUCCUACCGCGACCUGCUUCAGCUUCAGCUUCCUUGGGCCGGGAUUGGCGUUUCGCUUCGCAGAGUUCGUGCCUCACUAUCACUUUCUCGACGUAACUCUCUCGUAAGCGCCUGUCCAGCAAGAGUCGGGGCUUGUGAGCUCUCGCAUCGCUCUGAACGCGCCUGCGAGAUGACACGACACUAUCGUAAGAUGGCGGAUCCUUAAAUGGGUCGUCCUCGUCGCUGUCAUCGUCCUGUUCUUUCGGCACGGAAGAUUGCCUUGUAGAGGAGAGCGGCUUCCCAUGCGACAAGCCAGAGCCCGAAGAUGUCGCAAAGGUCGUAUCGGACGCGUUGGGGAAGAUCGUGAGCCGCACCGACUUGUGGUCCAAAUCGGACGUAUCAGAUUGUGACAGGCUUUCUUCGCUCGAAGCCUCGGCCGUGAUUGCUGCCCUGAUGCUGGUUCCUGCAUGAUCCACUGGCGUCGGCUCUACCGGAGGCUCCCUCCAGACGGGCUCGAUCCGUCCCCUCAGAAAUUUCCGCGGGGCAACAGGAGGUGUAGUAGUGACCUCUACGUGGUCAGGAGCAACCUCUCCUGGAAUGGUUGGGGGAGGCCUCAACAAGCUGGCGAAUAAGCUGUAGGAGUCGAAAUCGAAGACUUGUUCGGACACGAUACUGAAAGUGUUGUCGCCCACGAUAGACCCGAAGUCACAAUGAAGCAGGGGUGUCUCAGGUUCGUUGCGAGGCGGAUUGCAUGGAGCUCGGGGAGUAACAGGCGACUCGGGAGGGUCACGGCCCACAGAUGAAGGUUCCUUCGCGGUAGCGUAACUAAUGCCGGACGACCGCUGGGAGCGAGUGAAGGACGCGUUGCUCGACUGGGCGAAUACUCGGAUUUCGGCCGGCCUCGGUUUGGCCAGCCAGUCACUCUCCUCAGAGGAAGAGUUGAAGUCCGUUGCCUGAGCCACGGCGGCAGGUCUGGUGCUGGACGGGAAGCUCGGGGCCAUGUCACGUUCCGAAGCAGUCGCUGCUCUAGACCCGAGCACUGUCUCCUCGGAAGCCUGAAGGUCGGAGAAGGCUGUGUCACGAGCCGUCCGGGGAGUUUCUCCUGUCAUGGAGCUCUCAAAUUCGGAAUCCUCCUCUUCGGCAUCCUGCGACGUCCAUUGGGAGCCCUCCCAGAUGGGGGAAGCGUCAGAGACGAUGGCGAUUGUAGACCAUCUGCGAUCCUGUUCUUCACUGUCACUUCCCGCGUGAGAGUCAGUGUCCUCGAAUGGAGUCUCCUCCCCGAACUGCGUCGUCGCCUUCUCUGACUCGACCUUUGACUCUAUGACAUCCUGGCCACUACGAGAAGCUUUCCGUGUGGAACGUGAGUGCCUAGCGGUGCUGGUGGCGAAUUGAACAGUUGGAGGUUGUGAAAAUUGGAAGCGAUGGGAGGAGCGGUGAUUGGUCGGCGACAAUCUAUCUCCGGGGUCCGACGAAAGUGACCCUGACUGACUAGAUUGUAUGGAGGCGUGAUCCAAGCUGAGCGACGCAAACGAUUUGGAGUCAGACGUUCCAGAUUCUUCUCGAUAGGGACGCGUGACUGAGGACUUCGACGAGGCUCCUGUGGAUACGCCAGAUCGCUUAGACGAGCGGGCGGUCCUAUCAGCGUGACCCUCAGUGCGCGUGGAGAAGCCAGAAUCGCGAGCAGUGUUCUCAGGAGACGUGUGGGGGUAGGUGGAACCCGACAAUGUCGGGUUGGGACGGGAACGAGUAGGCCUGUGGCGCGUACGAACAUCGCGAGCUGGAGAGGAAGCUUGCUGAGCUGGUAAGUCGCUGCCGCCGCUUCCAAUUCGUGAGGGCUCCUUCCUAGGUUGAGCCGAUUUCUGGUGAGUCACCGCUGUCGACUGCCCGUCGCGGAGAUGCCUGCCACUAUGUGUCGAUUCGACCGUAGAAGGACGUGAUCGACUUCGGCUACGUGAAGAAUCUAUCGUUUGCGCCAAGCUUUCUGUAGACCGUUCAUUGGACGUUCGAUCCGUGGGUCGCUUGGAAUGCAACCUCCCUUCGUAGCUUGUUACUCUCUCUGCAUCUUUCGGGGAGUGAUCCGACGGGAUGAUGGGUCGCUCGAUCCGACUUGAAAUCUUUCCCUCCCUGACUAGCUUCUCGUAGAUCUCCUUCCUUGAAGGGUACGUAGUAUCCCGCACGCGCCUCCCUAGCUCCUCCGCACGGGCAAUGCACGAGUCCAUACUCUCCAAACCCUUCUUCCUCAGCUCCUCCAAGCUAAGAAGCUCGACGGGCACACCGGACUCUAGAGGCGAUGUGGUGCCACUGGUUCGCGGCCGACUGCCCGUUGCGAGUAUGCGUGACGCAUGAGAAGAGGACGCAGAGAUGCUCGGUGCUCGCUCCUGCUUAUUCAUGUCGGAGCUCGACAUAAGGGACUUGGAGGACUGCUUUGGGAGUACUGUUCGCGCUCGUUCAGAGACGGUGGUUGACGAGGGGGGCACAGUCGACGCGACGUUAGGGGAGAGGCUAGCGGUGGACGCGUUCAAGGAUGGUGGGGGCGCCAAGGGGUUACCCCACGACACGGGCGUCACUGUGCACUUGACGGCCUCCUCACGGCGGGGCCGAGUGCUUUGUCCUCUGAGUUGCGCUGAGGAGCGGGAACGAGGAACGGAUUUGUCGCGUUGUCGGGCAAGCCUCUCAUCGUCUGUUCUCUUGGUACGAGAGUGAGUGGAGGCUAUCGUAGCGCGAGACGGUUCCCGGGCCGCGUCGACCUGCUGCAGGAGUUUGGGGAUGUCGAACUUCUCUUGUAACGACAUAACCUCGCGACGACGCGCCCGCUCUUCUUCCGCGGUGCCCGGCUGCAAGGAAGGUAUGACUUUGAGCGCCUCGGGGUCGAGCCCAAGACUAUGACGGAUGGGUGAGAUGACAGGGUGUGGCGGUGGUCUGUCCACGGAUUCGGGAUGAUAGGAGCCUAUGGGCAGGAGGGUGUGGUUGAGGCUAUGUUCGCGCAAGCUGAACAAGUAUGCAGCGAGGAACGAGGUAGAGUUGAAUGGCAGCGAGGUGGCAAGAAAGUGUGUCUGGCAGAUGUCAGAGGUCGUGGAGAAGGUGUCUGAAAGAAGGGUGUCUCGAUUAAAAGAGAUGGACUCCCGCUUUGCUUCGGCGCUUAUGUCACCGCUACCACUGUCCAUAUCCUCCGCUUUGACCUCCGUGCCAUCAUGAUCCGAAUCCGGAAACGCUUCAGCAUUCGUGGUUGCUGAAGAUGGGCCAGAGCCAUUGGCUUCCGCUACAUCCGAGCCCCAUUGUGUUUUCGGGGUACCAGGGUUGCUACGAGAACCCAAAAGAAAUCGACAGACGGACGUCCGGCACAUGUUCGUCUCCUGAGAUCAGUGCUGCAUGCCUGGGCCCGCUCAGGCAAGCUGCAAGGAGUGUUAUAGAGGAGGAAGGCGAGAUCCUUCGAGCGGAAUGGGCCUGGCAAGAGAGGGUGCGAAACCUUGUUAGGGAGAGACCAUCGCUAUAUCUCAGUGCCGGGUAGUCACUGCGCCGCGAUCCGGCGCACUUCCUGCGCAGGCGUCAGACGUAGGAGGUUGUCAACGCGGCAGUGCGUCGCCAACAGUCCCACACCACAGAAGGCACACCGCAAUAGGCUGGGUUCGGUGGGAAGCACAACUCGCACAUCGAGUAAUGAUAGAUCUGGGAACUCACACUCGUUGGUCACCGGUCUCCACAGCGUCGGUAUAUUGGCAGACUUCGCAUCGCAUUACGCUCCGUAGGGAAUAGUCCCACCUCAUAUUUGAGCUUUGGGACGACCGCCGGUGGCGCAGCAGGCUCAAAAGCCGCAUGCUGUAGACUGACCAACAUUAUGUGGCACGAGGGGCUCUUAUAUCUGAUGACUGGCAUGUUGAAGCAAUGGUAUGCCUUCCAUUGUGAAGGCGACAAUGCUGGUUAUUUU
Messenger RNA from Dichomitus squalens LYAD-421 SS1, 6387 nucleotides. RefSeq names its product iron hydrogenase. Gene Ontology annotation, cellular component: cytosolic [4Fe-4S] assembly targeting complex. Gene Ontology annotation, molecular function: 4 iron, 4 sulfur cluster binding. Lineage: Eukaryota; Fungi; Basidiomycota; Agaricomycetes; Polyporales; Polyporaceae. The coding region runs from base 14 to 1861 and encodes 615 amino acids. The transcript has 9 exons. The record is from RefSeq and is a predicted model, not a curated record. Gene Ontology annotation, biological process: iron-sulfur cluster assembly.